AUGUCGCAAAACAGCAACCCCAGUGGGGAGCGGUGUGGGAAGACUUGUGUGGAAGAGCGUGAUAACCAGUGGCUGGAGAAUGGAUCUAUUGUCGCUUGUGGACAUAGAUGGAAAAAUAUCUUUUACAUUAAAAACGAACACAAGCUCCCAUAUGGUAUUUGUUUUGCCAUCUCCUCUGAUUUUCGAACUGAACUGAGCAGAAGAAUAUGCCCGUGCUAUAAAGACCAUGUGCGGAAGUUUGGAGAAGACCAUGGGUCAUGCCAGGCUGGAAUGUCUAGUUUUUACAUUGAGGACUUAAUUAUAAUGGGAGCCCCCGGAUCAUUUUAUUGGACUGGUUCUGUUUUUGUAUACAAUACAACUGCAAAUACAAUCCAUGCUUAUACAGAUUCAAAUAACCAAGUGAAAUUUGGCAGUUAUCUAGGGUACUCUGUUGGAGCUGGACAUUUUCUGACAGCAGCCAGUACAGAAGUAAUUGGAGGAGCUCCCCAACAGGAGCAGACUGGUAAAGCAUACAUUUUUAGCAUGGAAAAGCAACUAAAUAUUCUGUUUGAACUAAGGGGUAAAAAGCUUGGUUCUUACUUUGGAGCCGCAGUUUGUGCGGUGGACCUGAAUUCAGAUGGACUCUCAGACUUGCUAGUUGGUGCUCCAAUGCACAGUACCACUAGAGAAGAAGGAAGAGUUUAUGUCUAUAUCAAUUCAGGUUCUGAGGCAAAGAUGGUAGAACUGAACAUAGAGCUCAGCGGGAGUGACUCAUAUGCAGCCAGGUUUGGAGAGUCCAUAGCCAAUCUAGGAGACAUAGAUAAUGAUGGUUUUGAAGACGUAGCAAUUGGGGCUCCACAAGAAGAUAAUCUAAAAGGUGUUAUAUAUAUAUACAAUGGCAGAGAAGAUGGAAUAACUCCGUCAUUUUCACAGAGAAUACAGGGACAUCAAGUCAGUAAUUCUUUAAGCAUGUUUGGACAAUCCAUAGCAAGUGGCAUUGAUGCAGAUAACAAUGGUUAUCAAGAUGUAGCAGUUGGUGCAUUUCUCUCUGAUUCUGCUGUGGUGCUGAGAACAAAACCCGUGAUAAUUGUUGAAGCUUCUUUGAAGCAUCCUAAUUCAAUAAAUCGAACUAAUUUAAACUGCAUGGAAAAUGACCAGCCUGCCACCUGUAUGAAUUUGAAGCUAUGUUUUACCUAUACAGGACGAGAGGUACCUGGUUAUAUUGUACUGCUUUAUAAUCUGACUGUUGAUGUGAACAGAAAAGUAGAUACACAAGCAAGAUUUUAUUUCUUCUCCAAUGGAACAUCUGAUACAAUCUCAGGAAAUGUAAAGAUUUACAGCAAAAAUACUACCUGCAAAGAUCAUCCAGCAUUCAUGAGGAAAGAUGUAAGGGAUAUCUUGACUCCUGUACAUGUUGAAGCAAGUUAUCAUCUGGGAAACCAUAUUCUACAGAAAAGAAAUGCUCAAGAAUUUUCACCACUUCAACCUGUUCUUCAACAGAGGAAAGAAAAAGAUAUUAUAAAAAGCAAGUUUGUUUUUGCAAGGUUUUGCUCCAAAGAAAAUUGUUCUGCUGACUUGAGAGUUUCUGGAAAAGUUGCUUUUCCAAAGCCUUAUGAUAAGAAAACGUACCUUGCUGUUGGAAGUAUGAAGACUUUAUUGUUGAACAUUUCUCUGCUUAAUGCUGGAGAUGAUGCAUAUGAAACUGUCCUCCACAUUCAAGUGCCUAAAGGUCUUUAUUUCAUCCGAAUUUUAGAAUUGGAAGAAAACCAGAUACAUUGUGAAAUAUUAGAUAAAGACAUUCAUGCAACAAAACUUGAGUGCAGUGUUGGUUAUUUAUAUGUAGAUCAAAAAUCAAAGCUGGAUUUUAGUUUCCUCUUGGAUGCAAGCUCAUUUACCAGAGCAGAAGAUGACCUCAACAUCACCAUUAAUGCUACCUGUAAAAAUGAAGAUGGGAACAUGUUGCUGGAUAACGUGCUAACUUUAGCUGUACCUCUAAGAUAUGAGAUCGAGUUAAAUACUCAUGGGUUUGUGUCACCAGCUUCAUUUGUUUAUGGAACAAAUGAGAAGGAUUCACCAGUUACGUGCAUGAAGGAGAGUAUCAACUUUACUUUCCAC
Apaloderma vittatum (bar-tailed trogon) is the source of this 2094-nucleotide messenger RNA. RefSeq names its product integrin, alpha 4 (antigen CD49D, alpha 4 subunit of VLA-4 receptor) (gene ITGA4). The annotation marks the transcript as partial. The transcript is spliced from 22 exons. Gene Ontology annotation, molecular function: integrin binding. The record is from RefSeq and is a predicted model, not a curated record. Gene Ontology annotation, biological process: cell-matrix adhesion; integrin-mediated signaling pathway; cell adhesion mediated by integrin. NCBI's taxonomy places the organism in Eukaryota, Metazoa, Chordata, Aves, Trogoniformes, Trogonidae. Gene Ontology annotation, cellular component: external side of plasma membrane; integrin complex.